ACUGGAUUAAUUCACCUUCUACCUAAAUUCCAUGGUUUUGCAGGUGAAGACCCUCACAAACACCUGAAGGAGUUUCACAUUGUAUGUUCCACUAUGAGACCUCAAGGUGUUCCAGAGGAGCAUGUCAAAUUGAAGGCAUUUCCAUUCUCUCUUAUGGAUUUGGCUAAAGACUGGUUGUAUUAUCUUCCACCUGGCUCUAUUACAAGUUGGGACACCCUCAAGAGAUUGUUCUUGGAAAAAUUUUUCCCUGCCUCAAGAGCUGCCUCAAUAAGAAAGGAAAUAUGUGGUAUUAGGCAGUUGGAAAGGGAAAGUUUGUAUGAAUAUUGGGAGCGUUUCAAGAGACUUUGUGCUAGCUGCCCCUAUCAUCAGAUAAGUGACCAGCUCCUAAUCCAAUACUUCUAUGAGGGCUUACACCCAAUGGAUAGGAGCAUGAUCGAUGCAGCUAGUGGGGGAGCCCUAGUUGACAAGACUCCCGCUGCCGCUAGAAACCUCAUUGAAAAUAUGGCAGCUAACUCUCAACAGUUUGCUACAAGGCAAAAUUCUCUCAUGUCCAGGAGUGUCAAUGAGAUUCAAACUUCAGAUUCACACAAGCUGGAGCAUAAGCUAGAUGAGUUGGCUUCUAUGGUAAAACAGUUGGCUUCCAUCCAAAAGAAUUCUGCUGCAUAUACACCUCCACCUCCAUCCAUUCCAGCAAUGCUUUGUGGGAUUUGUUCAUCUACGGAUCACUUCACUGAUAGUUACCCCACAUUGCAAGAAACUGAAUCUUCGGAAGGUAAUCCUCAAGCUUACGCUGCUAAUAUUUAUGCUAAUACAUUCCCUUUUCAACAGCCGCAGUAACAACAAAGCUGAGAUUUAUCUUCCAAUAGAUAUAAUCCCGGUUGGAGGAACCAUCCUAACUACUUAAUUCCCUUCCCUCAAAGAAUGGUUCAGCCCAGCAAGAAGCAAGAAGAGGUUGAUAAAAAAAUUCUAGAUACUUUCAGAAAAGUUGAGGUAAAUAUACCCUUGCUGGAGGCAAUUAAACAAAUACCCAAGUACGCCAAGUUCUUGAAAGACUUGUGCACUCAUAGAAGGCGGCUAAAGGGUAAUGAAAGAGUGAACAUGGGGAGGAAUGUAUCAGCUCUUUUUGAGAGGCAGAAAACUUCCAUGCCUGAGAAAUGCAAAGAUCCAGGGACAUUUACUAUUCCCUGCAUUAUAGGCAACAAUAGGAUAGAUAAUGCCAUGCUUGAUUUAGGUGCAUCUAUUAAUGUUAUGCCUUUAUCUAUCUUCACAUCUUUGUCUCUUGGACCAUUACAGCCCACAGGUGUCAUCAUCCAGCUAGCAAACAGGAGCACAGCACAUCCAACUGGACUUGUGGAGGAUGUGUUAGUGAGGGUGAAUGACCUCAUUUUUCCAGCUGAUUUUUACAUCAUUGACAUGAAAGAGUCAAUGGAUAGUGUUGCACCAAUCAUUUUGGGAAGACCGUUCUUAAAGACUGCGAGAACAAAAAUUGAUGUGCAUGCCGGAUCACUUACUAUGGAGUUUGGAGACAGUGUUGUCCGCUUUAACAUACUGGAUGCUAUGAAGCACCCAAAUGAAGAACACUCUGUUUUCCAUAUUAAUCAUCUUGAUGAAUUAAUAGAUGAUAAUUUGUCUGAAUUUCUAGGAGGAGACUCUCUCCUUAAUUUUUCUGAUUGUCCCUCUCAUGUGCAUGCACAAAAUUCUGUUGAAAGGGAGGACCAAACUAGUGAAGCAACUUCAGAGGAAAAGAAAGAGAAAAGGAAGAGGAAAAGUAAGCCACAACUCCAAGAACUAGAAGCGCUGCACUUAAGAGCAUAUGAAGACUCAAGAACCUACAAGGAGAGAACCAAGCAGUAUCAUGAUAAAUUGAUAGGUAGAGGAGAGUCUUGUGUAGGUCAAAAGAUGCUUCUAUUCAACUCAUGUCUCAAGUUCAUGACUGGAAGGCUACAUUCCAGGUGGAUUGGUCCAUCAACAGUUACACAAGUAUUUCCUAAUGGUGCAGUGAAAAUCAAGAGUGACUCCACUAACAAAUGUUUCAUAGUGAAUGGACAUCGUCUGAAGCAUUUUUUGGAGAACUUAGUUCCCUUGGAGGAGAUUGAAGAGAUACAAUUCAAUUUUGUGUGA
Molecule: messenger RNA, 2121 nt
Organism: Abrus precatorius (Indian licorice)
Lineage: Eukaryota; Viridiplantae; Streptophyta; Magnoliopsida; Fabales; Fabaceae
Exons: 4
Source: RefSeq, a predicted model, not a curated record